This is a messenger RNA of Suillus bovinus, 995 nucleotides long. RefSeq names its product inhibitor of apoptosis-promoting Bax1-domain-containing protein. The transcript is spliced from 8 exons. The record is from RefSeq and is a predicted model, not a curated record. Gene Ontology annotation, cellular component: membrane. The coding region runs from base 1 to 789 and encodes 262 amino acids. NCBI's taxonomy places the organism in Eukaryota, Fungi, Basidiomycota, Agaricomycetes, Boletales, Suillaceae.
AUGAGCUCAAGCCAGUACCCAGUUCCACCACCAUCGUACUUACCGUCAGGCUCGUCUAGAAAGCCUGCUCCUACUUCUGAUGACGAUGUACAUUCGCCGUUGCUCGGUCGCUCCAGGUCCCCGGGGGGUGGGAUCUAUGAUCAGCCUCAACAAGGCGACCUUCCUGACGACUUCAAGUACGGCGUUACAGUCUCUGAGAGCUCUCAGGAAAUUCGAAGCGCAUUUGUUCGCAAGGUUUACACUAUUCUGUUCUGCCAGAUUCUCGCCACUUGCGUUGUCGCCGGCGGAAUCUCCCAGUCAUUUGAGGCUAUAACUUGGGUUACAACACACACCUGGUCAUUCUAUGUCCCCCUUUUUGGUACCCUAAUCAACCUUGGAUUGCUGUACUGGAAGCGUCAUAGCCAUCCCCUUAACCUGGUACUGCUGUCCACCUUUACGGUAAUGGAAGCGUUCACGCUCGGCGUCGUAACUGCGUUUUUUGAUAACAUCAUUGUUCUGCAAGCACUACUGAUCACGCUCGGUGUAUUCUUGGGCUUGACUCUGUUCACUUUCCAGUCGAAGUAUGACUUCUCCGGUCUCGGCCCCUGGCUUUUUGGCGGUCUAGUCGCAUUGAUAAUGACCGGCAUGGUUGGCAUCUUUAUCCCUUUCAGUAGCACGAUGGACAUCAUAUUUGCUAUUGGUGGAUGUCUUAUCUUCAGCGGCUACAUCGUCUACGACACGUAUAACAUCAACAAGCGCCUCUCACCUGAUGAGUUCAUCAUGGGCUCCAUCAGUUUGUACCUUGAGUAAGUCCUUUAGCGUAAUCACGCUUUUUUAGCUGACGAAACGCCUACUUUCUAGUUUUAUCAACCUUUGUACGUCAUCUCGACGGGCCUAUGAGAUUGUGUUUACUGAUCAUCGCUUUCGCAGUCCUCUACAUCCUCCGUCUCCUGAACGACCUUCAGGACCGGUAAUCGCCCUAUCUCCAUGGACAGGAGCGGUUUAAUUUAAGUCCC